This is a messenger RNA of Naumovozyma castellii, 1956 nucleotides long. RefSeq names its product meiotic recombination directing protein (gene MSC7). Bases 1 to 1956 code for a protein of 651 amino acids. The record is from RefSeq and is a predicted model, not a curated record. The transcript has a single exon. Lineage: Eukaryota; Fungi; Ascomycota; Saccharomycetes; Saccharomycetales; Saccharomycetaceae.
AUGUCAGAAAUAUACUUAGACUCAGAGAUGCUUCAACAACUGAACUCCACCGUACAGUUACAUUUCAUUGAAUGGUUAAAGGCACAACAUUUCGAUAUUCGUAACCCUUCUCACAUAGUUGCACAACACUUACAUGAUCAAUCUACCAUAAUGACACUAAUAACCACGAUAUCCACCUGCUUUAUUCUUUAUGUGUUUUACAAAUUGAUUAUUGCUAACCCAUAUAAUAAGUUCAUAAAACCUGUUAAAUUCGAAAUUGGCAUUCCAGUUCCCAUAGCAAGUAAUUGGAAAAGUAAAAGAGUAACGUCCAAAUCAAUUAAGGAUCCUUCAAACCCAAAUCAUAUUCAAUGUUAUUGUCCUGCUACUGGGCAGUACAUAGCAUCUUUCCCCUCCAAAACUAAAACCGAACUCGAUGACAUGAUUCAGAGGGCAGAAAUUGCCCAAUCAAAAUGGUCUACGUCUUCCAUGGAAAGAAGAUUAAGAGUGCUUACCUCUUUAAGAGAGUACAUACUUUCCAACCAAGAAAUGAUCGCUUCCAUCGCAUGCAGAGAUUCUGGUAAGACAAAAUUAGAUGCCUCUAUGGGUGAAAUAUUAGUCACUUUAGAGAAGUUACAAUGGUUAAUAACACAUGGCCCCUCAGUACUAAAACCAUCAAGGCGUCCUGGGCCUACCAAUUUUUUUAUGAAGUGGUAUAAAGGUGCAGAGAUUAGAUAUGAACCGUUAGGGGUCGUGAGUGCCAUCGUUUCAUGGAAUUAUCCAUUCCAUAAUCUAUGGGGACCCAUCAUUGAUUCCUUAUUUACUGGUAAUGCCAUAGUUAUGAAAUGUUCAGAACAGGUAGUUUGGUCAUCUGAAAUAUUUGUUCAAUUAUUAAGAGAAUGUUUGAUUCAAUGUGGUGAAGAUCCUGAGUUGAUUCAAUUAUUUUAUUGCCUACCACCUAAUUUAGAAGAGGAUUCUAAUGAGGAAACCGCCAAUUAUUUCACCUCACAUAAAGCUUUUAAAAGUAUCACUUUUAUUGGAAGUCAGCAGGUUUCUCAUCAAAUAUUGAGGUGUGCGGCAGAAGCGAUCACUCCUGUAGUUGUAGAAUUAGGUGGGAAGGACGCAUUUAUUGUAUUAGAUUCUGUAAAGGAUUUACAAUCGAUAUCUUCUAUUAUUUUAAGAGGUACAUUCCAAUCUUCGGGACAGAACUGUAUAGGAAUUGAAAGGGUAAUUGUCAGUGAAAAGAACUAUGCUACAUUGGUCGAAAUACUAUCCAAUCGAAUGAAUGCUUCCCCUAUGAGACAAGGCUCUGAUAUAGAUAGCAUUGAUGAUAUUGAUGUGGGCGCAAUGAUCUCAGAUAAUAGAUUCGAUGAAUUAGAAUUAUUGGUAAAAGAUGCUGUAUCUAAGGGUGCCCGCUUAUUGUGUGGAGGGUCCCGUUUCCAGCAUCCUAAGUAUCCACAAGGUAACUACUUCCAACCAACUUUGUUGGUAGAUGUUACCCCAGACAUGAAGAUUGCUCAAAAUGAAGUAUUUGGUCCUAUCUUGGUAAUGAUGAGGGCGAAUGAUACAGAACAUUGUAUCAAGUUAGCCAACUCUGCUCCAUUCGGUCUAGGGGGGUCGGUAUUUGGUUCCAACAUGCAGGAAUGUAACUACGUAGCAAACGAAUUGAAAACUGGUAACGUAGCAAUCAAUGAUUUUGCCACAUUUUAUGUUUGCCAACUGCCAUUUGGUGGUAUACAUGGAUCAGGGUACGGAAAAUUUGGUGGGGAAGAGGGCCUACUAAGAUUAUGCAAUGCAAAGAGUGUCUGCUUCGAUACGUUACCAUUCAUCUCUACUCAGAUUCCCAAACCACUAGAUUAUCCAAUUAAAAGCAAUACAAAAGCAUGGAAUUUUGUGAAGGCAUUCAUCACUGCUUCAUAUACCAGAUCUACUUGGCAGUUUGUUAAAUCUCUGUUGUCCUUGGGUAAGGAAUCUGCUUAA